Molecule: messenger RNA, 167 nt
Organism: Cetraspora pellucida
Lineage: Eukaryota; Fungi; Glomeromycota; Glomeromycetes; Diversisporales; Gigasporaceae
Source: the annotation of a GenBank genome assembly
GAAAAAGAAUGCCUUUGUUGAUUUAUCAGAAGACCUUUAUUCUGCAAUUGAAAACUUAGAUUGUUCUUGUAAUAUUCAUGAAACAAUUGUCUAUAAUGAUGACUUUCAAAUUGAUAAUCAAGAAAUAUCAAUUGAAAUUAUUAAUUCAAAUAAAAAUCAAAAUAUUA